GCGGUUUUACUCGAGGGUCCUCCGCAGUUCAAAAUCCUCACCUCGUCGCACAGGACGUUCCACCCAAAACUUAUUUUAUAUCGCCCACUUACUGCAACCCCAUUAUUGGACCCCCCCAAUAUUGGCCAACCGAUCAAAGGCUCCCUUUAAUCUCUCACAACUUCGAUUAAUCGUCAGGAAGAACAUCCACUAAGUGGACUUCUAUCAAAAGUGACUUCGAACAAGUAGAUUUCUAUCAAAGUGACUACUAUCAAGGUGACUUCUAUCAAGUAGAGUUCUACCAAGUAGACUUCUAUCAAGAGAACUCCUAUCGAAUAGACUUCUAUCAAGAGGACUCCUAUCGAGUAGACUUCUAUCAAAAGGACUCCUAAUAUCUAUAUUGGAUUCAUAUCAGAACCUUCAGCAUAACUUUUCCCAUUGAAGAGGAAACUUUCGGCAACGAGGGAACUUCAUCUCAUGUCAUAGGGGAACUCUUCAUUUUUAGAAGACGUCUCCGAAUCGUUAAUUCAGCUCACAGUGGCGGGACAACUCCUACCAAAAAAAAAAACCAUCUCGUCUUGCAAUUUUGUCUUCUUUGGAAUACAACUCUUUUACAAAAGAAACAAUUCUCUGUAAUUUCGGAAAUAAGGAACAGUUUUUGUUAAUACAGGAAAUAAGGAAUACCGAAAAAUAAAGAACAGUUCUUUUUAAUACUAGAAAUUAGCAACAGUUUUGAUUAAUACAAGAAAUUUUCUUUUUACAAAAAGACUAAUUCUCUAUAAUUCAAGAAGUAAGGAACAGUUUUUGUUAAUACAAAAAAUAAGAAACAAUUCAGCAAUUUUGAAACAAAAAUUAGAACAAUUGCUGUAAAACAAGUUGUGCGUGUGUGAGUGGAACUUUUAUUGGCAGAUGAUCUAUGAAACAGGAUUAACUUCUCUAGAAAAGGAUCUAGUUCUCUUGGAAAGUGAUUCUUUUAAAAAGGGAUUUCUGCUUUUAGAAACGGAUCAUCCUUGACCCUUCCUUUCUUGCUUUCAGUUGACAAAAGAGCCAACUUUUUCUUAUAAAAAGGAGAAUAAAAGGAAUUAAAGAAAAGGAUAUCAAUUUCGUGUGUAGAAAAAUUUGAUCUAAAAAAAUACUUCUAUUAAAAGCCUUAUCUAAGCCAACCGUAAAAAAACAUUUCUUUAUCAAAGAAAAGAAAUCAGAGCAGGACUUCUUCUAUCAUUUUAUUAGGAAAUAAAUCAAGUUAAUUUUUUACAAGUUCUUCAACAAUCUUUUUCGUUUUUUUUCAAUUUUGAAAUAACAUUCGGAUAAAACAAUUCACAACAAACAACAACUUUAGAAAUAAAAAUUUUCAAAGCAAACCUUAAUUUCUAUUGCAUUCCAGUUUCCUACUGAUUUGGAACAUUAAACUAAUUUCACUAUUUAAUUAAAUAUUAUAUAUUAACUAAACAUUAAAUUAAUAAAUAUUAAUUUAAAUUUUGAAUUAUUAUAAAUCACGUAAGGACACGUCGCGUGUUUUUUGAGAAACGAGACUUUAAGUGGAAAUUGAGAUAUAUAUAUAUACAGAGAGAAACAUACCAACCACCUGUUGUGUGUGCAUCAGUCCAAAUACACGGGAUCAUGAAUCGUCUGAUUGAUAUCAAUGUCCAAACAUCUUAACCGGUCACAUCCUCUUCCGUAUGGAAAAAUGAAGCAACAUUGGAGAAAUUAAUCGUUCUGUUUAGACUAUUUUAAUUUUUUUUUUUUUUUCAUCUGAAUGAAUUAAGUGUCUAUUGAUAUAUAUAUAUAAUAUUGACGAGUGAUUUUUAAAUAUUAUGUUUGAAAAAUUUGUUUUUUUCUUCUAAUAAAAAGAAAGUGUAAACCAUGCAAGAAUUAGUGUUGUUUUCUAAUUGGGAUCUAGAGCAAAAAUAGAAGUGCUUCAAAAAUUUUACUGGGUUUUCUAUUUGGAUGAAUAAUAGUGGAUUUAUUAUAGGAUAUCAAUUUUUUUUUGUUUUGUUAAAAGUGUGACUUCAUUGUAAAUUUUCAGUGAAUUAAAAAAAAAAAAAAGAAAAAAAAUUCUGUCGACAUUAUAGUGGCCGAUUGGAAUAUGACGGAAGACUGAUUAAAUCCGGGAAUUAUUAUUUUCAAACUGGGAUCAGGAUGCGGUGGAUCGGUUACGUGGCCACAAUUCUCUGGUGGUCAGGCAUCGCCAGGUCCCUCAGCUCACUUAAUCGAGGUCACAGUUAUAAAAUCAGCCCAAAACCAUGCCGCGUAGCAAACAUGUUGGGCACAGAGGGCACCUGUAUGUUCGUGUGGGAGUGUAUCAAGUCAGAGGGUACACACGUGGGAGUGUGUGUGGACACAUUUAUGUUCGGUAGUUGUUGCGUUCAUAAUGCAACGAGUAAUAGCAUAAGUUCUCACAAUCCAUCCACAUCAUCAAACACAUUGAGGCCGACCUUGGCCGAGGCCCUGUCGAGUGAAUCGACGAGGUUGACGUUGACGUCUCUCUCAAUUUUGUCACAUCCAUCAUCCAGCACAACAUUGCGACCCCAGAGUCAAUUUCAAGGUUCGCAAAAGCAAGAUGUUAGUUCCACUAGUCAGUUAUUAGGUUCAAAGAAUCAUGGCGUAAGCUCAACAAGUCAUUAUAAUCAUCAUAAUCAACAACACACAUUGGGAACAUCGAAACCAAGUUUCAAUUCGACAAGACCUUUUAAACCGAUAUCAGUUAAUUCAAGUCGACCUUUGCAAAAAAGGCCGCAUGCUAAGCCAACUUCUGAUCAAGAAGAUAGGCUUCAAACAUCCAUUAUUCCUGGCCAAGUGUCAGGAUAUUGGGAAAAAAAUUCACAGGACAGUUCGAGACGUCCACAGGGUAAUAAUCAUCAUCAUCAUCAUCAUUCACAUCAUCAUCAAAUGAUGAUGAAAACCAGGCCUGAGUCUGCGGAACAUCGACCUGGUACUGGUCAGCAAUCAUCCAAUGAUCAUCAUGUGCUUCAAGAUAAAAUUGACAAUAAACAUAGCACUUUAUUGAUAAGACUACCAAACAAAAAUCAGGGUUCAAUAAAAGGUCAGGAGCUUAGGCCACUCAGUCAGAGACCUUCAGAAUCGAGGCCCGAUGACAGCAAAACCGUUGAAUCUGAUCUCGCUGUCCAAGAGACGAUCCAUAGGCCAAGCAUCAAUUCCCUAGAUGAUAAAGAUAAUGUGAAUAGUUCGCACCUUAGUUUAAAUUUUAUCCACACUGAACCGCCGCAAUGGGCGACAAAACCGGCAACCUCCAAUAAGCCUUCUGUAGAUUAUUCAAAGCCAUAUUUUUCUGUAAAAACGUCAACUCACCGACCAACACUAAUGAAUGGAGGAAUGGACGAUAGACCCAAUUUUCUAUCAAAGCCUGAAAGUCAAAAUAAACCCAAUAAAUCCUCAACGACUUCAAAGCCAACAUAUUAUAGCAGUCAAUCAACCAGCGCAGCCGGAUCUGUACCACAAACAGCACACUGGCAAGUAACCACCGAACCUGCAUUUAUAACAAAAAACCAAAAGCCAUCGUCCAUCAAACCAAUCACAACAAUAUUUGAAGCAACACGACCUGGUGGUUCAAGCUCUUAUUUUUGGUCUGACAGUAGUUGGACACCACCGAGACCAUCCAUGAAGCCACACUGGACAGAUCAUCCAAAUUUGAUGCAAAAUGGUCCUGAGAAUUUUCCCCAAAAACCAAGUUUCAAACCAACAGAAAUGCAAGAGAGCGAUUAUCAUAAUAAGCCUUUUGGUGCAGCACAUUUUAUUACAACAUCCUACAAUGAAACACCGACAAAACCGCGUCCUACGAAAAAAACAACUACGACUACCACCACAACCACAACAACGACGACAACCACAACUCAAAGACCUUCAACGACGACUUCGUCAACGACCACAUUAGAAAAACUUCCGGAAACACCUAUAAGAACCGGAUCUGUUUUGACUAUACCGGCAGCAUCCGAAAGUCGAGAUAUGCAAUGUGGUAUACCGCCUCUAUUUCCAAGACCGGAAACGCGAAUUGUUGGCGGAAAAGACGCUGCAUUUGGAAGAUGGCCCUGGCAAGUUUCGGUAAGAAGAACCUCGUUUUUUGGAUUCUCCAGUACACAUCGUUGUGGAGGUGCUGUUCUCAAUGAAAAUUGGAUUGCCACUGCUGGACAUUGUGUUGACGAUUUACUAAUAUCCCAAAUUCGAAUUCGAGUGGGAGAAUACGAUUUUUCAUCUGUCCAAGAACGACUUCCAUAUGUGGAACGAAGUAUAAGUAAAAAAGUCGUGCAUCCAAAAUACAAUUUCUUCACAUUUGAAUAUGACCUUGCACUAGUAAGACUCGAGAGUCCAUUAACCUUUGCUGCACAUAUUUCUCCGAUUUGUUUACCUGCCGCUGAUGAAUUACUAAUUGGAGAAAAUGCCACUGUUACGGGAUGGGGAAGACUUAGCGAAGGUGGAACUUUACCCUCAGUCUUACAAGAGGUGUCUGUUCCAAUUGUUAGUAACGAUAGAUGUAAAUCAAUGUUUCUUAAAGCUGGAAGACACGAAUUUAUACCUGACAUUUUCCUGUGUGCCGGAUACGAAACAGGAGGUCAAGAUUCGUGUCAAGGCGAUUCUGGAGGUCCUUUGCAAGUUCGAGGAAAGGAUGGUCGCUACUUCCUCGCUGGCAUUAUUUCCUGGGGAAUUGGAUGCGCAGAAGCCAAUUUACCCGGUGUUUGCACUAGGAUCUCGAAAUUCGUUCCAUGGAUUAUUGCCAAUGUUGGCUGAUCAUUUUCGAUCAUUAUACAUUUACUGACAAUCAUCAAAUAUCAAACUUUUUCAUAGAAUUUCACUGACCCUAAAAAUAAUCACGUAAAUUUAUUUGCACAUUUUUUUAAAAUUUUUUCAAAUUACAUUUCACUAAAAAAAAAUUCGCUAAGAAAGAAUUGAUAACAAAUUUUAUUAAUUCAUUUUUCAAAUUUACCUGGUGGUAAAGAAAUGAAUAUCAAUUUUCUUAAUCCUCUUUUCAAUUUAGCUACGGGAAAAGAAGUGAAUUUUCUUAAUGCAUUUUUUUCAAUUUAAUUGUUAAUUAAAAAUUGAAUUUUUAAAAACAAUUUUUCAUUGUAUUUUUUUAUAAUUUUUAUUUUCAAAUUUUCUUUAUAAUACUUUUUUGGAUAUAGUUCCGAAUAGCACAUACCUCCAAAAUAGUAAACACGGCCUUCGGCCGCGUAAGGUACUGCUCGCUUCUCUUUUUAAGAAAUCUUGGGGAGAGGGGGUGGAUGUGUCCGAAAGUAAUUUGCAGAAAUUGUGGGGUGGAGUCUACAGCAGCGGUAAACGCAAAAUAGUAAACACGGCCUUCGGCCGCGUAAGGUACUGCUCGCUUUUCUUUUUAAAAAAACCUUGGCGAGAGGGGGUGGAUAUGGCCGAAAGUAUUUUCGUCUAAAAAUUUUUUUGAAAUUUUGUGUUUUUUAAGAAUAAAACGCAAAAAACCAUGAUUUUAUGGUGUUUUUUAUGGUUUUUACCAUGAUAAUUAAAUUUCCGCCAAUUUUCACUAUGAUUUUCGUAAUCAGCGCACCAAAUUACGUAGGGAUACCAAGUUUUAUCGAAAUCAGAGGUAUGUGCUAUUCGGAACUGCACCCACUUUUUUUUACAACUCCCAUUGAAAUUAUACAAAAAAUGGUAUAAUCAAUUUUUGUUGAUCGAGACAAAUUUCGCGAACAAACGACACGACUGAUGAAAAUACAUUGUCGAUUAUUAUUAUUAUUUUUUUUUUUAAUUUUACAUAACACGAUAUUAGAAUAAUACCGAUUUUUGUUUAAUUCGCUUUAGUUGAGAUCAUAUAAAAUAUUGCAUUGCUCAAUAAUAAUAUUGAUGCGAAAAUGGUCGAUUAUUGAAUGAACGUUUAAGAUCAUAACGAUACGUUUUUUUUUAUAGGCAUAUGACGCUGAUGAAUAUCACUGUAAAUAUAUAUUAGCUUUACUUUUUUAAAUUAAUUAAUAAUAAACACUUCAAGUGAUUCAAUUGUUUAUAAAUUUUCGUGAUUGUACAAUUUUAAAUCAUUUUUUUUAUCACAGUUCAUUGUCAAAAAAGCUGUCUGUAAAAAAAAAUAAUUAGAACAAAAUUAAUUAACUUGGUAGUUAAAUGGUGAACAAAUUUGAACAAUUUGAAAAAAACAAUUGUUCAUAUUUAAAAAUUCGUUAGAAAAGUUAUUAAUUUUCAAAACUUUUUUCCCCCAAUUAAGAAAAAUUUCUUUAUAAUUAUGAUUAUUAUCAAAAAAUUUUUUCAAGAAAAUAUAAAAUGAAAAUAAUAUGUAUUAUCGGGAUAAUAUUUCCUUUUUUGAAAAUAUUCAACGAAAAAUGAGUUUAACAGAAUUUUUUUUUUUGAAAAAUUGAAAUAAGAUCACGAAACUGAUUGAUCUGUGCCAAGACGUAUCUAAUUCGAGGCGCAGAAAUGUAUUUAUAUAUUAUACAUAUAAAUACGUAUAAAAUAAAUAAAUAAUAUAUUCGCAUAGCGUUUACUAUUUAGGUGAAAUGAAAUAAGAAAGUCCUCUCUUGUGACUUGCAUAAAAAUCUCCUUUAAAUGUACAGAAUUAGAAUUUUAAAUUUCUGAUAACAUCUUUCCAUGAAAAGAAAAUAUUUUUUCUUCUUUUUUAUCCUAUUUAUUUACUUUUUAUUUUUAUAGAAUUAAUUUUUUUUUUGUUAUUUAAUUUUUAUCAUUUUUUUUUUUAUACUUUUGUUACUUUUGUGAUAUUUUAAUUUUUUUAGAAUUAAUUUUUCUUUACUUUUCUUUAUUUGUUGUUUUUUUUUAAUAAAUUUUUUUAGCUGGCGCGUUAAAUUUAAAUUAAAAUUCAAUAAUAGUUUUUUAUCGGUGAAUUUAAAAUUCUUUAUACUGUCCAGCAAUAAGUUUUGUAAAUGCUAAAAUCUUGCCCUGAGACAUAAUAUCCGUUUUUAUGUCAUUGUUGUGGAUAAUUUUUUCAAUUUCUCUCAUCUCAUCGAGAAUCUCCGAAGACGCAGAAUUGAUUCGUAGUUUGCGAUUUUAUAAUUAUUCUUCUUUUAUGUUAUCAUAUAUUUUUUUUUUUUUAUUUGCACGAAUUUUGUACAGAGCACAAUAAUGUAUAUGUGCAGUUGACAUAUAGAGACUCUUACUUUUAUAAAUAUAAUUAUAAAUAUAUAUAUAUAUAUAAUAAUUGUUUAUAGAUAAUAGCCUUAUUAUUUAUAAUUAUUGUGAAAUAAAUACAAAUUUAUUACUUUUCAAA
Leptopilina boulardi is the source of this 7189-nucleotide messenger RNA. Its product is annotated as serine proteinase stubble-like. Gene Ontology annotation, molecular function: serine-type endopeptidase activity. The transcript is spliced from 9 exons. The record is from RefSeq and is a predicted model, not a curated record. Bases 2119 to 4722 code for a protein of 867 amino acids. NCBI's taxonomy places the organism in Eukaryota, Metazoa, Arthropoda, Insecta, Hymenoptera, Figitidae. Gene Ontology annotation, biological process: proteolysis.